CGUCUAUUCAUUCUUGGUCUUGGAUUCAUUUCGUUCUCUGUGUAUAAUUUUUUUAUUGUGAGUCAACAAGAUAUCGUGAUUUUCUAAAUAAAAAAGAAUCCUUCGUCUAUAAAUAAUGGAUCUCAACCGACUGCCAAACGACAAGAAAUUGCAGUUGUGCCGAUGGUACUUCAAAGUGGGGUGUGUGUUUCUUCCAUUCGUGUGGGCUGUGAACGCUGUAUGGUUCUUCAAGGAAGCGUUUGUGAAGCCAGCCUUCGAUGAACAGAAGCAGAUCAAGAGAUACGUAAUUAUGUCUGGGGCGGGCGCUGUGGCGUGGUCCGUGGUGCUGGCGGUGUGGGUGGCCAUCUACCAGACGCAGCGCGUGCCCUGGGGCGCCACCGGGGACGCCCUCUCCUUCAUAGUGCCUCUGGGGAGGGCAUAGUGCCAUAGACUAUGGAAUAAUACCACAUAUAGAACGGCAGUAGGCUAGUUCCGACUAGUCAAAUCAGAUACUUUUUACUAAACGUCACAACACGAAACUACUAAGGAAUUUGUAUGAAAAAGCACACUAGAAAAACAUUAUAAAAAAAAAAUAUCAGACUUAUUGUUAAGUUUUUCAUAAAUAAGCUAAAUUGAAAAAAGUUUUUUGGCAGCUUUAGAUCUCUAGAAUAUCAUAAUUUAUCUUUGACCUAAACUACCCUUCUCCACCAGCGGCUGA
Pectinophora gossypiella (pink bollworm) is the source of this 697-nucleotide messenger RNA. RefSeq names its product gamma-secretase subunit pen-2 (gene pen-2). Gene Ontology annotation, cellular component: gamma-secretase complex. The record is from RefSeq and is a predicted model, not a curated record. The transcript has 3 exons. Bases 116 to 421 code for a protein of 101 amino acids. Lineage: Eukaryota; Metazoa; Arthropoda; Insecta; Lepidoptera; Gelechiidae. Gene Ontology annotation, biological process: Notch receptor processing.